Messenger RNA from Pseudophryne corroboree (corroboree frog), 4568 nucleotides. RefSeq names its product signal peptide, CUB domain and EGF like domain containing 2 (gene SCUBE2). The transcript is spliced from 23 exons. The record is from RefSeq and is a predicted model, not a curated record. Gene Ontology annotation, biological process: signal transduction. The coding region runs from base 46 to 3105 and encodes 1019 amino acids. Gene Ontology annotation, cellular component: cell surface. Lineage: Eukaryota; Metazoa; Chordata; Amphibia; Anura; Myobatrachidae. Gene Ontology annotation, molecular function: calcium ion binding.
UCUUCAGAGGAGGGGCAGUAAUAGUGGGGGGCGGGUCCCAGGAGGAUGAGAUACACUGGAGGGGGCUGUGGGUGCUGCAGUAGGAGGGGCGCCCCCUAUCUCUGUGUCAGUAUGGGGUCCAUAGGGGCCCCCCUCCGGCUCCUCCUGCUGCUCCUCCCUUUCUGCACCGCUCCGCACCCCGCGGCCCGGACACACGCCGGGGUCGACGAAUGUGCGCUGGGAAUUGAUGACUGCCACAUUGACGCAAUAUGCCAGGACACCCCCACCGCUUACAAGUGUAUUUGCAAAACUGGAUUUAAAGGGGAAGGCACAGCGUGUGAAGACAUUGAUGAAUGUGAUAACGAGUACAAUGGAGACUGCGUCCACGAGUGCACCAACAUUCCCGGAAAUUACCGCUGCACUUGCUAUGACGGCUUCCAGUUGGCGCACGAUGGACAUAAUUGUUUCGAUGUGGACGAGUGUCUGUCUAACAACGGUGGCUGCCAGCAGACCUGCGUCAACACCUUGGGAAGUUACCAGUGUCGCUGCAAUGACGGCUUCUUCCUGAGCGAUAACCAGCACACAUGUAUACAUCGCUCGGAAGAUGGGCUCAGCUGUAUGAACAAGGAGCAUGGCUGCGCUCACAUAUGCAGAGACAUCCCAAGAGGCGGUGUAGCGUGUGACUGCAGACCGGGAUUCGAGCUGGCAAAGAACCAGCGGGAUUGUAUAUUGACCUGUAACCACGGAAACGGAGGAUGUCAACACAUGUGCAAUGAAACCGACGUCGGCCCUGUUUGCGUAUGUCACCCAAAGUACACCGUGCACACGGACGGCAAGGCCUGCGACGAGAAAGAGGAAGCUGACAGCAAUUCUACGUCAGUGGCCGAGAUGGACAAGAGGGUGAAGCGCAGACUGGUGAUGGAAACCUGCGCUGUAAAUAACGGAGGGUGCGACCGCACAUGCCGGGACACAUCGACGGGCGUACGUUGCAGCUGCCCUGUCGGAUUUACGUUGCAGUUCGAUGGGAAGACGUGCAAAGAUGUUGACGAAUGCCAGAGCAACAGUGGCGGAUGUGACCAUUUUUGCAGGAACACCGUGGGGAGUUUCGAUUGCAGCUGCGGAGCCGGGUAUAAGUUACUGACAGACGAGAGGUCCUGUCAAGAUGUUGACGAAUGCUCCUUUGAACGCACCUGUGACCACACCUGCAUUAAUUACCCAGGAUCCUUUGCCUGCACAUGUGACAAGGGUUACACACUGUACGGAGUCACACAUUGUGGAGACAUCAAUGAAUGUAGCAUCAACAACGGGGGCUGUGAACACGCUUGUGUGAAUACAGUGGGGGACUACUACUGCCAGUGUCCCCCCCGCUACAAAUUGCAUUGGAACCGCAAGGACUGUGUGGAGGUAGAAAGAUCCAUCUCUGACUCCGAGCCCCCGAAAGCCUUUCUGCAAUGCAUUAAGAAUGGUGGAACUGAGCGGUGUUUCAUAAAUUGCCAGUCUCGUGUGUACUCCAUUCCUGGGCUGCAAGAUUCCUAUACUGUCACCUGCGGAAAAACGAAACGCCUCAGAGGCAACGAAACGCUCAGCUCAGAACUUUCCACAGUCAGGACGAGCAUCGCGUUUAAGAUGAACGACGGCAUUUGCCGAAUGAAGAGGACAGAUCUCUACCAGGGUCUCACCCAGCCCAGAUUAUCAGAGAAACAAACGCUUCUACAUGAAAGCUUCUCCUUCGUAAAUAUCACGUGUAAGAAGGGGCAGAGCGGGCGCAAGGCAUCGGCGAGGGAGACCUUUGUAACCGCCCAGUUUGAGCUGGAAGCCAACCAGAAGGAGGUGACAGAGUCGUGCAGCUUCAGCUGCGUGCGGAGGAAAGCGGAGAAGCGUCUGCGCAAGACAAUCCGGACUCUGCGGAAGGCAAUUAGCAAGGAACAUUUUCACGUCCGUCUGUCAGGAAAGGACUUUGAGGUGGCCAGGAAAACUCCCAGGACGCCGGAGCUGCAGGAUUCAUGUGGAACCGGACAAGUACGUGUGGACAGCCGAUGUGUCAGCUGUCACGCUGGAACUUACUACGACGGGGAAAAGGAGCAGUGUGUUUUAUGCCCAAACGGAACCUACCAAAAUGAGGAAGGGCAGAUAAUCUGUGAAAUUUGCCCCGAUUCCGAGACACGAGACAAUCAAAAGCUUGCAGGCGCCCGAGACAUAUCUGAGUGUGGAGGCUUGUGCCUGUCAGGUGAAUUCUCCUCAGACGGGUUUCGGCCAUGUGAGGCAUGUCCUCUUGGCACUUACCAGCCAGAACCUGGGAGGACAUCUUGUUUUUCCUGUGGCGGAGGUCUCACAACCAGACACAAUGGCGCCACCUCAUUCCGUGACUGUGAAACUAAAGUUCAGUGCUCCCCUGGACACUUGUACAACACCACGACUCACAGAUGUAUCCGGUGUGUGGUGGGAACUUACCAGCCAGAGUUUGGCCGCAGUUUCUGCAUCUCCUGCCCAGGAAACACCAGCACCGACUUUGACGGCUCCACUAAUAUAACACAGUGUAAAAACCGGCAGUGCGGGGGAGAGCUUGGUGACUUUACCGGGUACAUAGAAUCUCCGAAUUAUCCAGGGAAUUACCCCGCAAACACAGAAUGCACAUGGAACAUAACCCCGCCCCAAAAGAGGCGGAUCCUCAUCGUGGUGCCAGAAAUCUUUCUGCCGAUAGAAGAUGAAUGUGGAGAUUAUCUGGUUAUGAGGAAAAGUUCUUCGGCCAAUUCUGUGACAACUUAUGAGACAUGUCAGACCUAUGAGCGCCCUAUCGCCUUCACAUCACGCUCUAAAAAGCUCUGGAUACAGUUCCGAUCUAACGAAGGGAACAGCGCCAAAGGUUUCCAAGUACCUUACGUCACAUACGACGAAGAUUACCAGGAACUAAUCGAGGAUAUCGUCAGAGAUGGGAGAUUGUACGCAUCGGAAAAUCACCAGGAAAUUCUAAAGGACAAGAAGCUGAUAAAGGCCCUGUUUGACGUACUUGCGCAUCCACAAAACUAUUUCAAGUACACCGCGCAGGAGUCCAGAGAAAUGUUCCCCAAGUCCUUCCUCAGACUUCUGCGCGCCAAGGUGUCCAGGUUCCUGCGACCUUACAAAUAAAGGUCCCAUCUCUAUCGUAUGCAGGAGACAUUAUAACAUGGUCUGACCUGACAGCGCCCGUACCUUUACCCUCAUGCCGCGUACUUCCACCCCGUCUCCGCUGAAAAAGCCGAGCGCCAGUCACAAAACCGGAUUACUGUCUUACAGUGAAGAUUUGAAGGGAAAUUUUAUUUUUUUACAAAAAUAUUUCAGUCAUUACGAACCAAAAUCUUCAUCAGCCUAGCUUCAAAAUGUAAUUACAAUUACUGUACUCAAAGUGCAAUUGUUCUACAUUUUAUAUAGAUAUAUAUAUAUAUAUAAAAAUUUAGAUUGGCCAGGUCGUGGUCACAUGAUCACUAAAUGCGAGUGACUGGAGAGAUACUGUGCAUGGACUUUACCACAUGACUAACAUCUGAAAUGAGAAGUUUUGUGCCUCCGAGCCUCCACUGGCGACUUCAGAGAUCUCAUACUUGUUAACAGUCUUCUAAAGCACUAAGAGACGGAGUAAUAUUCCUGACAGGAUUCUAUCCAUCCACACAAACAGUAUUACCAAAACUCUUAUUUAUUACAUAAUUCAUUCAUGUGGACGACCCUUCACCUCCCAUAUUCUGGUCAGGUACCGGCACACGCUAAGGCAAACUCUCGUCCACUGGGGACACUUCCGCCAUUACUAUAAAAACCUGAGACAACUCCUCUUGCCGUACGUUCGGAUUAUUGUUUGCGGUAAAAGAAAAAUACGUUAGUUGUGAUGAGUCCUUCCUCGAGUGGUCGGAUCCUAGCGUCAAGAUGAGAAUGUAAGGUGGAGGACGAAACAACUGCUGUUCUAUACAUAACCCAUAUUCAAACAUUACGCAGGAGUCUUUAGGAAAUGGGAUGACAAAUUCCAUGCAAGUGAAUGGGCAUAAUAUUCUGUGUUGAGUAUUGUUAAGACGAUGAGAGCUCCCAUGGGCUUACUGGCAGCCUACUGACGCUGGUUACCAAAAGAGAAACAAGUAAAUCCUUGUGCUCCUCAGAACCACUUGGUCACUCGCAAUAAUAAUGUGCCGGCAGUAAGAAGGUCUCUUCGCCAGCACAUAUGGACCACGGGGUCUGCCAUAUUGGCCAGGAUGGCUUUCAGGGCACAGAACCUUCUGUACAGCAAAACUUAGAACCAAUCUGUGCUUUAUUCCCUAUGGUCGGUGGAGACCAUUCCUACUACACAGUGCUGGAAAGGUUUGGGAGUGUGGACAAAGAUUUAACAGGGAACUUAAAACAAUUUGACAGUGAAACGGCAGAUGGAGCCGCCGUGAAGACGAGAAUACGUAACUGUGCUGUAAAUGUUGUACAGAUUUUUUAUGCACUACAAAAAAAUAAACCAUCUAUACUCUUUACAAGAGUACGGACAGCCGUAGGAUUAUAGUAUUAGUUUUCUUCAACAUUUAUGGGGAAAUUAAGAGAAUAUUUUUUUCGUUUUGUGGACUAUUAAAAGCGCUUAUUCACAAGAA